AUGGCGCAGGUUGAAGUCCGCCAGGAGCCGGAGACUGACGUGGUCUCGGUGGCCCUGGAGGUGUCGGAAAGCGCCAAGCUGGCGCUGUGGGACCGCCUGCCGCAUCAUGCGGAGCACUUCUGCGACGUCUCUUUGCGCAGCACGGACGGCCAAGUCUUCAAGGCACACCGUUUGGUGCUCUCCAUGGCCAGCGACCCGCUCUUUGCCAUGCUCAGCGGCAGCUUUGCCGAGGGGCAGCAGUCGGAGGUUCCCUUCGAAUCCUCAGGGGAGGCGUUGAGCGCCUUCCUGCAGUUCCUGUACAAGGGCACUUUCUCCGUCAAGAAGGCAGUUCUGCCCGAGCUGCUGCGCCUUGUGCAUCAGUGGGAGGUGCAGCCACUGCAGUCGGCUCUGAACGAGCUGCUCGUGAAGCACAUGACACCGGAGCUGUGCUCUCUGCUCAUCGUGGACUGCGAGGUUCUGCUGGUGGACCAAUUGGACGAGAUGCUGGAAUCCUAUGUGCUCGAGAAUUUUGGAGCUUGUGUCAAGACGGAACAGUUCGGUUCCUGGCCACUGCACCGUAUGAUCGGCCUCCUACGCAGCGACGACCUGGUGGCGGAGCAUGAGGAGGAGGUGUUGGCCGCAGUGAUGCACUGGCACCGCAGCGGCCCGGGCCGGGACGAUGCCACGGCAGCGCUGCUGCAGAUGGUGCGCUUUGCGCUGCUCUCGGCCUCGGCACUGCAGAGCCUGGGCAGCAGGGAGGGCCUGACGGGUUUGCCAGGUGUCGUGAUGUCUCGCCUGGCCGCGGCCGCGCUGAAGGUGCACCAGGGCCUGCCCCAGGGUGACCGGUGGGAGCGGCCAGACACCCAUGAUGAGGCCUCCUUCAUGAAGUUUGUGAAGCUGCGGAAUUCUUAUCCCUACUGGUGGGCUGACUUUGGCUGCUCCCUUCGUGGAGGCCUUGUCAUCGCAGAGCGCAGCGGCGCGGAUGCGGAGGGCGAGCUGGAGCCGUGGGCGGUGCACAUCCACGAUCAGGCGCUUUACAUCAUUGAUGGUCGGGAGCCUUGCUGUGUGCUGCAGGCGGGAAGAGUGCGGACUUGCUGGCAUCAUUAG
This is a messenger RNA of Effrenium voratum, 1086 nucleotides long. The record is from the annotation of a GenBank genome assembly. NCBI's taxonomy places the organism in Eukaryota, Dinophyceae, Suessiales, Symbiodiniaceae.